CCAUCUUCCCCGACUCCGCCAGCUACGCUCUCCGAUGUAUCCUCCCGUGCGAGUCGUGGUGAUGCCGUGCGUCGCCUUUAAUCAGCUGUGUUUUCGCGAUGUGAGUGUGUGAUAGGUGCAAUUCGGGGAUACUCCGCAGCAUGGGCAAAGAGCAGGAGCUUCUCGAAGCCUCUCGCAAUGGGAACCUGGCCGUGGUGGAGCGGAUUCUCAGUCAGCGGGCCAAAAAGACGGGACCACUGGCGAGCCUUCGGCGUGGCCCCGGGACCAACGCGCACGACCCGAGUGGCUACACGUCGCUGCACCACUCUGCGCUCAACGGGCACCGCGAGAUCGUCGCCCUCCUGCUGGACCACGAGGCGUCGGCGAACGCGGUGGACGGUCGCGGCUGCACUCCGUUGCAUCUGGCCGCCUGGACGGGAAACAUGGACGUGGUGCGGCUGCUGCUCGAGAGGGGCCCCUCGGUGGCAGACCCCAACCACGUCAACCAAGAGCACGAGACGGCGCUACACUUCGCCGCCCAGUACGGACAUGCGGCGGUAGUGGCCCUUCUGCUGGCGCGCGGUGCCGAGCCCGGGCUUCGCAACGUGCGCGGCGAGAGCCCGCUGGACCUUGCUGCCCAGUACGGUCGGCUGGACAGCGUGGAGCUGCUGGCGAGCGCGCAGGCGCACUCGCUUCAGCGGCUCGCCACGGCGCACCACUCGCCUCUCCACCUGGCGGCGCGCAAUGGUCACCGGCAGGUAGUGCGCCUCCUGCUGGACCGGGGAUUCCCCGUCAACUGCCGCACCGACAACGGCACAGCGUUGCACGAGGCGGCCACCUUCGGCAAGCUGGACGUCGUCCGGCUACUGCUCGACUACGGCGUAGACGUGGACCUCCGCGAUGCCCAGAACCGGAGGGCGACGGACGUUCUCGAAGAGCUCAACACGGGAAUCGCCAAACAGGCACGGGACAUGAUCCGAGAACGCGCCGAGGCGGACAGCGGCGGUUCGGCGGACGCCAGCCCGCGCUCCAUCAGCCCGCCACCGGCGUUUGCGAGUCCCGCGCCGCGGCCCGUGCAGUCUUCGGGCCUCCCGCGGCGUAACUCGGCGGGCCUGGGCGGUUCGCAGGACAUGCUGCUCGACAUGCACGCCGCCGCAGCGGCCUCCAGACACGCAAAGAGGCCCUCGCUAGGCGACGUGGCGCGUGCCUCGUCCCUGCGUCCCCUGGACGAUCACCACCACCACCGGUCGACCGGCAACGGCGGCGGCGGUCUCGUCCUCAGCCUGAGUCCCGCCGAGCUGGCGCAAGUCCCGCCGCCGGCCUUCUUCACCUCGGCGCGCUCCUUCGACGAGGACAGCAGCAGCACCACCACCACUGCCGGCUGGAACGCCAACACCACGUCCUCGUCGGGGUACCUGCCCAUGUCGGCGCUGCACCACCAGCAGGGCACCAAGCCGCUGCCUCCAGCGAAACCCCCUCGUCGCUCGGUGGCCUGCUCUCCGGGUGUGUACGAGCAGCUGUGCCUGGCCACCACCGGUGGUCCGCAGAGGAGGAGAAGGCUCUCGUCCGGAGACUCACGCUCCUCCGCCGAGUACGUGGACAUGAGGCCCAACGCCUCUGCGGUGCAGCAGCAGCAGCAGCAGCAACAACAUCAGCAACAACAGCAAGCGCAACAGCAGCAGCCUCAGCUCGACAAUCAUAGCGACGCCUCGUCCAGGCUCUGCGAACUCAGCAGCCUCUACGACCAGGCGGCCAGCGAGUGCCUGCAGCAGCAGUCCGGUGGGCGGGCGCCGCAGCACACCCGGUCGGCGAGCGACAACACGGGCGCCCCGCCGGACGAGAGGCCCGCCAGCCUGGCGCUGCACUCGUCCUCGGCGGGCUCCAAGCGGGCCACGGUUCAGAUCCCGCUCAGCCCGAGCCACUACGACCAGCCGCCCACGCCCGAGUUCCCGCCGCCCUCGCCGGGCACGGCCGAGUCCGGCAUCCACAGCAAGAUGAGGCCCCUCAGCAGGGAGUACGUGGUGCAGCAGCAGCGUCGCCGGCGGCUCGGAAGCGGCAGCGACGGCAGCGGUAGCCGGCGCAGCUCGCGCGACGUCGACACCCUGACCGACGAGGACGAGUUGUUGCUCGAGCUGAACGGAGGGGACGCUCCGUCGUCGACGACAGCCACCCUCGUCGUGUCGUCUUCCUCGACGUCGUCGUCGCAGCAGCCGCCGCCGCCCGCGUCGGGUAUCGUCGAAGAGAUCGUCGAGGAGAACCCGUUUGCCGGCUUGUGCCGGGGUUCCAGCAAGACGGACGAACCCCAGCCAACAGCCCCGGCGGCGACCGAGCCUGGACGACCUCGGCCAGGCCCCAAGCCGGCGCCGCCACCACGCAAGCGGGGACCUCCAUUAGACAUCACUCCUACGCCGCAGAAAGAUGGUGAGGCAGCGGAAGAGACGCCGAGGCAACAAGAGCACACAGCAAGCCCCUUUGACGAGAAUGCCGAAUGGGCAGAGAUUGCAGACAUCAUGGCAUCAUUUGGGAGUGGCAUCGCGAGGGAGUCCAUUUUUGCCAGAGACAUUGAAGAGGAGUUUGCCCGCACGCUUACAAGGCAGCACAAGAAGAAAUCAGAAACAAACGGAUCUACAUCAUCAUGCCCUGAAAGCAUUGAACACUGGCUCCAAGACCUCGGGCUUCCAGAGUAUGCCAACUUGCUUCUGGUGAACGGAUAUGAUGAUGUUCGGUUUCUGGGAGGUGGGCUUGUCGAAGACCAAGACCUUCUCGACAUGGGUGUGUCCAAUGCCGAGCACCGGAAGCUUAUGGUAGAGUCGGCGGCACAGAAGCUUCCACCAGUUCCUCGGCUAGAGCCUGGAUCUGAUCCGGGCUUGGACGCCUGGCUAGACUCCAUUGGUCUUGGCUGCUACGCACAACGUUUCCGGGACAAUGGGCUUGGCUCUCUCGACCGCUGCCGCCAAAUUUGGGAACUCGAACUGAACACUGUGUUAGAAAUUAGCAAACUGGGACACCAGAAACGAAUACUCGCAUCCUUAGGUGAACGGGCAAACAACAGCUAUGCUGACCUUGAUGAGCUGGACCUUGGUCUUUCUAAAUUGAACAUGGGCCUUCGGGAGCUUGGAGUUGAAGAUGACGACAGGCUGGCACCAACUAGUCUUCGCAUUCGGCCGCCAACGCAGCUGAUGAGCGAUCCCGGUCGAUCUCCUGCUUCGCAUAGUACCGCCAGCACGGCAGCUGCCCAGUGGAGGCACGACCCAGAAAUGCUCAUCAAAGGCUCCUGUGAAUACACUGCGCAUUACCUCGGCUCGACGCUUGUGAAGGAACUGCAGGGGACAGAAUCGACGCGGCAAUCAAUCCACAAGCUCAAGACAUCGACACGCAAGAUGGGCAAAGUGCCCUGUGUGCUGUUGUCAGUGUCACACCGUGGAGUCAAGUUUGUCGACGCUGUCACCAAGCGCCCUGUGUGUGAACAUGAGAUUCGGAAUAUCCACUGUGCCUGCCAAGAUGCCGAGGACCUGACUCACUUCGCCUACAUCACAAAAGAGCACCAAACGAACCAUCACUACUGUCACGUCUUCUGUGCUCAGACAAUGGAGCUGGCCACGGAGAUCAUCCUGACGCUGGGCCAGGCGUUCGAGGUGGCCUACCAGCUCGUCCUGCGCGGUCAGAGUGGCAACGGCACAGCAGCGUCGGGCGGCGGCCACCAGGACACGUUGUCGUGCCAGCGGUUACCGCAGACCAACUCCCACCGGACAUGACAAUUGUCAACGAGGUUCUGAGCUGGAACAGAACCUCACCCCAGACGCUGCAGUCACACGUCAUCGUAACGCCAUCGUUGCACCUUAUAUCGACACGUUCGUCGAGGUUCGCGGCCGCGUCGUCUUGUUCCCACACCGCCGCACUUUCGGACGCCCGACAGGGCGUUUACCACCGACCAAGGGAUGAAGACGAGACCCCUCUUCUGUGUGAUCGCAGCAGCCGGCUCGCUUGUAAAAGAAACGAAAACCGCGGAUUAGUGUGAGCCUCGCAUUCACACGCCGUCUCUCUAGUGGAUGCAUCAAAGGAGCCCCGCCCCUUAUCAGUCACGAGGUCAUUCCUUAGGUGGAUGGAUGGACUGACGCCGUGUUGUGCUUCGAAGAGUCAGUGACGUCGACUUAGUGGGCAGUGGAGAGCCCUUCCUCAACGCUGCUGGAGGAGAUGCUCACACCGGUGAUGGAUUUCGAGUUUUUGUUACAGUUGUCGCGACGGACAGACUACGCAGAAGCGGAGUGUCGGUUGUCUGUGUAAAGAUUUAGUGAUCGGUUUUUUGUUCCUAGGCGCUGACAAUGACGAGAGAUGACGCCAUGUUUGCGUACCGUUGGGUCUUCUUAUUCGGCCUGCUGUGUCACCGGAACCAGUCCUGCGUGGUUGGCAUAUAGGUGUGGAACACCGGUUCUCUAUCUGCGAACGCCUUCAGUGUGCAGGCUGCCGCCGUCACGCGAUCUUGGCAGUGGCACCGCCGGUUUGUGGACUACGUUCUGCUUUCGAUACGAAGUGUAGGACCGAGCGGCUCGACAAAAAAAAAAAAAAAAAAAAAAAGAGAGAGAAAGCAAAUGGGGAAAAUUGCGUGGCAGCUUUGCCGGGAGUCGUGGCAUCGGGCUAUAUGCCAUGGCUACGACGAAUUCCGGCGACAUGAAAACUUGCUGAACUUCGUUGGUGGAAGAGAAAUCAUCUACCGUCUUCUUCUUUUUUUCUUAAAUGUAACUGGAACGCGCGCAGAUCCGCAGAAACACUGUCUGGACUGUUGGUGGCGAUGACUUGGACUUUCUAGAAAACAGCUGCUGGAACGGCAGCGGCUCAUUCCAAGGGACCUGUCAACUGUAUACUGCUUUAGUAUAUGCUAUAGCUCUUGCGGUCUGUGUAGAGCACUCUCCGUUGUACCUAGGGUAAGCGAUGCGGUCCAUCAGGAAAUACGGCGAACGCCGGAGCGACAAUACAAAUGCAUUCUUGGCAUGCGCUCCUCGGGAUGAGUGGGAGUCGACAGAAAACUACUUGACUCAACCCUUGAUUUCGCAGUCGCACUUAUUGAGCAAGAAGCGCCUAGUUCGUCUUAAUUCCCGGUCAACGCUGCUCCGAUUUGCCUAUAGGCGCCAGUAUGUGCGGCAGAUUGCCAACGGGAAGAAACGGUUUCUUCAUACAAUGACUCGCGGUACGUUUUUACCGUUUCCCUGACGUUAAUCUUGUGCGAGCAUUUCACGCAAUGUAAAGAUAAUUGGAACAAUUGGUUGUAUAUUUGUUGAAAACAGCUGCGCAUUCUUGCGGACGUUUAUUCCGGUAUUUCGCUUCUCCCCUGUACGCGGGAGUGCUUUCUCGGACCAUCACAAGCGUUCACAUGCGCGGGAAAAAUGAAAUCUAGCUUUGCACAUUAUGGCGCAGACAGAAAAAUAUUGGCGUUUUCCGAGGCCGUUUUGCCAAGUAAAAAAUGGUAGCAUAUGCUGCCGCUCGAUGUCGGUCGGCCCAAAUCCAGCUCGCAGUUUUGCUAAAUACAAACGAAGUCUCCGCUGAGCAGUGUCGGGCCAGAUGUUUAUACGUGAAAGCGCUUAUAUUUAUGUAGUGAUUAGGUGAGAGCUUGAAGCGGUGACGCUCUAUUUCGUGCUUCAGCGAAUCUGUGAUGUAUUUUUAAAGCAGGUUGUGUAUGCGAAGCGUCAAUGGUCACUGGUGUCUCUUUGCCGUUUUUUUUUUCUUUUUGUUUGUUUUCAGACGUUAGUGCUGUGUCGUUGUUGGAGGCGCCCGAGCUCAAAUAUGGCGCCCAGCUGUCCCCUAGCGGAGGUGUGCCGCGCUAACCGGUCGCUUUGUAGAGGCGCCUUCAACGCCGCCUGGUGCCACGCGAUCAUCGUUUACUGUUUAUUUGCGCACAGCACGCUGUUGGUGCUCCAUCCACGGCAUUCAUGCAUGGGGGCUACUGUAACGGUGUGUACUGACGGUUUAGCGCUGUACUAAUCACGUUAAAGCCUGGUCUUUGUUUUUUUUUUCUUUUCUGUUGUCCCCAAAACGUGCUGGUGUUUACACAGCCAAGCCUGACUUGCGCGCACUUCGUAUAAAGGUGUAUUGGGAAAGGACUGGUGCUCGCGAGAACAGUGCCAAGUUGCAGCUAGCUUUACGAUGCCAUCGGUGUUCUUUCAUAUCCGCUGAAGUGUACCCUCUUUUUAUGCCUGAAUAACACGUCAAGGCCUCCACGACGACCGCGUUGUCUUAACACAGAGGCGCGUUACGUUCGAGCUAUAAGUCAUUUGUGUCGCGCAGUAGAAGUUUGUAUACAAUACAUUUUACCGAAUUUCUUAGCUGUCAAAAGACGGGAAGAUUAUGUAAACGAUAAAGCGAGUUUCUAUAUACUGCGAGUGAUCGUUGCUCUCGCAACGGCUUUUUGAACUUCAUGGUGCGUGACAGCUAGCGUAACACUGAAAGCCGGCCUGCGAAGCAGUCGAGGCUGGUUUAGAUGAAACUUUGUAAUGCAUUGAACGUUAAUGUAAUGAACUUUGUAAUGCGUUGAACGAAUAUACAUGUCAGGCGAGCGGAUGUGGGAAGUAUGGAACCGUAGUUCUGGUCAGCCACUAAGUUAUCAGCGGGCCUGCGCAUUAGCUCAACCAUCGAUUAAUCAGUUAGAGUUUAUUACGCAAAUCGGGCACAAAGGUCACCCGAGUUAUGUGCGCACUGGGCAGCAUCGUCUCUCUGGUCUGUUACGAGUAAUCCACGUAAAAACGCGUCGAGAACCGGUGACGUCAUUAAUGGUACGUCAUUGCAUAGCUAUCUCGCCUGUCCGACAGCGCCAACGAUGGAUGAAAGUUUGUCGGAAGCAUACCUGUAGUGAAGUCCGUGUAAUCGUGGCUGGUUUAGGUCAUUUUUAGGUGUACAGCUUUUAUCGAUCGACGAAGAAAUGAGAUUUCCGUUGUUUUCAUUGUGCAAAGCUAUAGCCGCAGUGUUUAAAGUUUCGAAGGAUGUUUGAGAUAAUUUAGUCUGAAUUUGGGAUUAUACUAAAUAGGCCGCGCCGGUUUUAUAUACCGGUGACGAACAAACGACGUAAGGUUGUUCUCUUAAGAAAGGAACACACCCCCUUUCUCCCGCUUUGCGGGCUUUGUAUAGUUCUUCGUGGGCUGGGUUUGGGCCGGUGUUAGGGGAGACAUGCCGAAUUGGAGCCCCGUGCGCCAUUUUCACAGUGAAACAAAUGUUUAUACAUGGCGUUCACAGAAUAUCUGCGGCCACCCCUAGUCAGCCGUUGGCGCCCGCGGCGUUAAGAUUUUUUUUUGUCCCCCUCGAUGUUUCAAAGACAAGGCGACGUGGUCGCUACUCGACGUGUACGAUAUUCUACUUAUACAUAUUCUAUAUACAUACAUACACAUAUAAAGUAUAUAUAUAUUAUACAUAUUAAGAAACUCUACUUGCGCGCGCUGCAAUGGGACUGGCGCAUUGUGAUGUAUAGCGUCAUUUUUUUUUUUUUAAGACUUGUAUACUGUACGAAUAAAGUGACACGUGAAUUGUGAAGUUGAACAGCUGA
This is a messenger RNA of Rhipicephalus sanguineus (brown dog tick), 7507 nucleotides long. Its product is annotated as ankyrin repeat and sterile alpha motif domain-containing protein 1B. Gene Ontology annotation, cellular component: cytosol. The coding region runs from base 141 to 3734 and encodes 1197 amino acids. Gene Ontology annotation, molecular function: protein binding. NCBI's taxonomy places the organism in Eukaryota, Metazoa, Arthropoda, Arachnida, Ixodida, Ixodidae. The record is from RefSeq and is a predicted model, not a curated record. The transcript is spliced from 17 exons.